GGGGCCGGGCCAUGAACUGCAGCGACGGGGAAGGGCUGCAGGCGCUCAUCAACGCCUUGCUGCGGGAGCUGCGCCGCGGCGGCAACACCAGCGCGACCGGGAGCGGGGCCAGGAGCGCGGCUGGGGCCGACGCCUCGCUGUACAUCCUGCUGAUCAUGAUCUUCUACGGCUGCCUGGCCGGGGGGCUCAUCCUGGCCUACACCCGCUCGCGAAAGCUGGAGUCCAAGCACGAUCCCUAUCACCUCUACAUCGAACGGGACUGGGGCCGCGGCGGCCCGGGGCAGCCGGGCGAGGAGAGCGGCCCCGCCGAGGGCCAGCGGCCGAUGUGAGCCUGGGGGCUUGGAGGGUGUCCCGGCUUGUCACAGAUCAAAGGGACUGCUGCGGUUCUUUACCUUUCUGGAGUGAUUUGUGCUGCUUUUCUACAAUAAAGACCCGCGUUGCGUACGUACAGAAACCUCCUCUCAUCAAUCAUCUUCAGAUCUUAGUUUAAUAUCCUGCUUGGAAUCGGUUUGUAUUCCGCUUUGUUACCUGGCUACACCGCUACUGCGGUGGGCAGCAUUUCACAGGAGUAAAAGCAGCUCCAGUAUUGUUGUAUUAUAGGUAUUUCUGACACUUCAGAGGGUCAAUAGUUGUGCCGGGUACGACUGAUGGUAAAGGGCCG
Molecule: messenger RNA, 661 nt
Organism: Calypte anna (Anna's hummingbird)
Lineage: Eukaryota; Metazoa; Chordata; Aves; Apodiformes; Trochilidae
Gene: KCNE5
Product: potassium voltage-gated channel subfamily E regulatory subunit 5
Exons: 1
Coding region: 12-329 (105 amino acids)
Biological process (GO): regulation of ventricular cardiac muscle cell membrane repolarization; negative regulation of delayed rectifier potassium channel activity; regulation of heart rate by cardiac conduction
Cellular component (GO): membrane
Molecular function (GO): delayed rectifier potassium channel activity; potassium channel regulator activity; voltage-gated potassium channel activity involved in ventricular cardiac muscle cell action potential repolarization
Source: RefSeq, a predicted model, not a curated record